AAAGAAAGAAAGAUAAACAGAAGAACUCAGAGAGUGAGAGAGAGGAGCCUUUCCAUAUCCAACAUAUACGACCGAAUCAAACCCCUCUCUUUCCUCUCCCUACCUCUGUACUUUCCUUAUAUUUUUAUUAUUUAUUACAUCGUACUUCUUUUGGAUUAUUAUUCUUGUUAUUUACACUGUUCUCUCUUCCUUUUGAGAGAACAGUAUUAGAAUUAGAGUAUCACGAUCGUUAAACUCAGGUGGUCAUAGAGUAAUGGAGUCUCCUGAUGAGAUGGGAUGCCAGGCACCAGAACGUCCUAUUCUUUGCGUUAACAAUUGUGGUUUCUUCGGAAGGGAAGCUACCAUGAACAUGUGUUCCAAGUGCUACAAGGACACACUGUUGACCCAGGAGCAGGACAAACUUGCGGCGACAUCAGUUGAAAACAUUGUGAAUGGCAAUUCCAGUGGCAAUGGAAAGGUAGCUGUUACUGCAGGUGCUGUUGAUGUACAAGUUGGAAAUGUGGAGAUCAAUACAGCAUGUCCCGAAGUUCCAGAUAAUUCAGUCUUUGGCAAGAGUGUGGAGACGAAAGCCAAGACUGGUCCUAGCAGAUGCGCCACUUGCCGGAAACGUGUUGGACUAACUGGUUUCAGCUGCAAAUGCGGCAACCUCUUCUGUGCAAUGCAUCGCUAUUCUGAUAAACAUGAAUGCCCUUUUGAUUAUAGAACUGUUGGUCAGAAAGCCAUAGCUGAAGCCAACCCAGUAAUUAAGGCAGAUAAACUUGAUAAAAUCUAGCCAUGCAUGAAACCUGUUGCUUCAUCUUUUAUCUGCAAGUCUUCUUAUGCAUUAAACUGCCUGGGUUUUAAAUGUUUUUAGUGUCUAUAAAAUUAUCUGUCAUGAUAAACAAGGACAAAUUUAGGGAAAACCAUUCCAUGUUUGUGCUGGUUUGAUGAACACUUUGGCUCAUUUUGUAACGAUUUCUUGCUUGGUCUGCAA
Messenger RNA from Vicia villosa (hairy vetch), 973 nucleotides. Its product is annotated as zinc finger A20 and AN1 domain-containing stress-associated protein 8-like. Bases 254 to 772 code for a protein of 172 amino acids. Gene Ontology annotation, molecular function: zinc ion binding; DNA binding. The transcript is spliced from 3 exons. NCBI's taxonomy places the organism in Eukaryota, Viridiplantae, Streptophyta, Magnoliopsida, Fabales, Fabaceae. The record is from RefSeq and is a predicted model, not a curated record.